This is a messenger RNA of Ruditapes philippinarum (Manila clam), 2945 nucleotides long. RefSeq lists its product as uncharacterized. The transcript has a single exon. Gene Ontology annotation, cellular component: membrane. Gene Ontology annotation, biological process: immune response; toll-like receptor signaling pathway. Gene Ontology annotation, molecular function: transmembrane signaling receptor activity. The coding region runs from base 154 to 2376 and encodes 740 amino acids. Lineage: Eukaryota; Metazoa; Mollusca; Bivalvia; Venerida; Veneridae. The record is from RefSeq and is a predicted model, not a curated record.
UUAUGUUGAAUGACACAGCCAUACUUAUCAGACAAUACGUCUAAACGUUAAAGGCUUCGGAGUUACGCUUUAAAACGUCAUUUAUUCUUUUAAACUCUGGAGUAUAACUAAUAACAAGUAAAUAGCAUUCUGUGAGUUACAGAUGCACAAAAGAUGAAUAUACAGGUUAAAUAUUUUGCAUAUGUGUUUUGCAUUUAUAUCAAUGUUCUCUUUGUUGGUGUUUAUGGCACCUCAUCUACUUCGUCUGAUUCUAAAAGUUGCAACAUACGAAAUGCUGAAAUCACCUGCAAUUAUAUCCCGGCGGAUAUUCCGGUCGGCACGAGGACAGUCAGUCUCAUAAAUAUAUUGGAAAGAACAUUGAGCAAAGGAUUAUUUUCGACAUAUAAUUGGCGGCAAAUCACAAAACUUGAAAUUUCUGCCAGUAAGGAGUGGCUCGAUGAACAUGAUACAGUAGCAGUUUUCGAUUCGCUUUGUUUCUCUGGAUUAAACAAUUUAGAAGUGUUACAUAUACAGUUAGAAACAACAAUAAUAAUUGCACCUGACUCAUUUAUUGGUAUAGAAAAUCUAAAACGUUUAGACUUAUCAGGUUGUCGAAGAUUAAACUUGGAAGAUGUUCUGAAUGCAAUAGAUAACAAUAAUGUUAUACCAAAGCUUCAGUAUCUAAACUUAGCUUUUCUUGCUAGUUAUCAUGCCGGUAUCACCUUAAGUGAGCGAUUUUUCAAAUUAAUUGCCGACAAAAAAGUCAGAGAACUCGAUAUAGGUUCUACACAAAUUAAAUUUCUUAACUUAACAGCCUUUAUUACGUACUGUGCUCACUUGAAACGUUUAAAUAUUUCAAGUGUGAGGGUAAAUGAGUAUAAGAAUGAUUUGAAACUUCUUCAGAGACCAUGUCCAAACCUUGAAUCCAUUGAUGCCAGUUAUGCAGUUGUUCCUUCUCAAGUUAGUCCUGUCGACAACAGAGUUUUUGAAAGAAACGAAAAUUUACCAAUAAACUUUUAUUGGAUGAAGUCAUUGCGUUUCAUACAAAGCGUCAGUAAUUUAAGUCUGGCAGGAAUCCUUUCAAAACAGUCCUCUUUUUCCUUUUACAAUAUAACAGUGUAUGUGUUUGGAGUCAAUAGAUUUAAACUGGAAGUGAUCAAUCUGGGAAACAACAAUUUCAAUAGAAUGGACUUAAAGCUUAAUAUACCGGGAUGCACGUUUAAAAAAGUAUAUUUGUCGGGAUGUAAUAUUCAUUACCUUCAUCCGGAUGCAAUUUCAAGUUUCAUAUUACUGUCAGACAUUGAUCUCUCAAGAAACAAACUGAACAGUAUGAUGGCAGAAGAUUUCAACUUGUUCGAAAAUAUGUUCAAAAACCUUUCUAAUCUAAGAAGUGUACGUUUGGCUUCAAAUGGAUUAACACGUCUUCCAAAAUACAUUUUUGCAUACAAUUUAAGACUUGAAUUCAUAGACAUAUCAGACAAUCAGAUAACUGAAUUUUCUUGUGAAGUGAUUCAUUUAAAGAGUCUCAGGACAGUAGAUGUUAGAAGAAAUAGAAUACAAGUCAUAGAUGCUGUCACCUUUGAUACAUUUGACAAAUUGAAUGUUUAUUUACUUCUUCGAGGAAACUUUAUCCAGUGUUCCAAAUGUAACUCCCUGGCUUUCGUUAAAUGGCUUAAAAACUCAGCCUCAAUCACAACAUAUAAUCUUGGCCUACAAUGUGAUAACAAGGACUCUAAGAAAAUAUUUAUUACUGAUAACACCAUUAAUGAAAUACAGGAGAUAUGUAAUAGACCCAAAGUGAUCAUCGUAAUAUGUUGUGCAUCUGUUCUUGCAUUAAUUUCAGUUGUAGCAAUUCUAUUCAAAAUACGAAGAUGCCAAAGGCAGCGAAAAUAUCAACGUGAAAUGGAAGAUCGCAUUGCUCUCAUUAGAGAGGGGGCCGACGAAAACAAAUUUGUUGUGUUUCUUUCAUACAGCAGUAACGACGACGACUUUGUCAGCAGGUACGUCUUUAAUCAAUUAAAUGAGAAUCUUCAGCAAACGGUAGGGAAGGACAGUAAUCUAGUCUGUGAAGGAGACAAACAUUUUCAAAUUGGCAGACCAAUUCCAGAGCAAAUGUCAAAGUUUCUUCGUAAAUCGUCUGUAGUGGUGAUUCUUUUAACGGAUCAUUACAUCCAAAGUGCACAUUGUCGGAAUGAAUUUGAUCACGCUAUCUUGUUGGAAAAGCCUAUUGUUCUUAUGGUUAAGGAUGAAAUAGAUAUAGAAAUGAUGAAUGGUCAAAUGCUGGAUUUAUACGAACACAGGACGCGAAUUUUAUUUAUGAAGGAAAACGAUGAUUAUAUACCGAAAACGUCUUGGGAGAAUGUUUGUACAUCCAUCAUCGAACUUGUUGAAAAUUGAUUGAAUUUUGACUGUCAGAGCAUACUAUCGAAAGAGACCGAAUACGUGCUAUGUUUGUCCAAUCAUUUAUGUUUAGAAUAUUUAUUUUGAUAUUGCGGAUAAAUAUUUACAAUGUAUGAGCAUGUCAUUUAUAUUCCUCUUACAUCCUUAAGCCGGUAUUCGGUGAUUAUAUACAAAAACAAUGGGUGUUUAAUUACUAACAACUCACUACACUUUCUUUCAAACAAUAUACAGUAUUGCGUAAUUGAACCAAUUAACCAAAGGUUUUGUGUAAAUUGUCAAAAUAAAAUUGUUGACGAAUUUAUUUGAAUGUUGUCAAUAUAAUGAAGAAAAAAAAACGCUUUUUGAAAGAAGUAUAUAUUAAUUAACAAGCGCCAAACGUUGUUAAACUACAAAAUGUCAUGUACACUAAAAACAUGUCUAAAUUUCUAAAGUUUUAUAAAUUUGUAAAAUAUAACUAUUAACCAAAAAUACUUAAGUUAAAGCUAUUACAUGAGGUUAAACAUACACUUUUCAAAUUUGUUAUUAUUGAUUUGCAUGUUUUGUUUUUAUAAACCUUUGUAAGCCUU